AUGAUUUGUGCCCAGCGAGUACUUCAACUGGUACCGACUGAAACAUGUUUGAGAACGAGUGUCAUGUCUUUUACAAUGCACUUCGCAGUAUUUAUGUUGUGACAGAGAGGAAGAAGUUGUGUACUAGUGCUGUUCUGUUGUAAUCCGCGGAGGAAGAGUUACGGAUAUUUAAAGUGGAGAAGAUGGGAAGUAUGGGGACCAACAUAACGCGAACCACGGGGAAAGGGAAAAGUAAAGCAGCAUUGCGUGCAGGACUACCGAGAAAUGUUAGGAGUAUGAGCAAGGAGGUCCUUGAAGCAACGUUGCAGAAAAAGAGAGAAUGUAAUGCAAAAGCCCAAAAAAUAGUUGAAAGUUUACUGGAGAAAGAUAUCAAUGAAGAAUGGUUCGCCGGCUGUUUGAAAUUUAUUAGUGAUACCCACUUUCAAGAUGUAGUUGAAGAAAGGGCAAUCACUAAACUUUGCGGAUACCCUUUGUGUAAUGGUAUUUUGAAGAACAUUCCAAAUCAACAGUAUAAGAUAUGCACAACACAGAAUAAAGUUUAUGACUUAACAGAAAGAAAGAACUUCUGCAGUAAUCAUUGUUACAAGGCAGCAAAAUAUCUAAAGGAUCAGCUUCUGACAAGUCCACUUUGGCUGCGUGACAAAGAAGAAAUUCCACAGUUCAAGCUGUUGUCAAUGAGUAAAUCAAGUGGCAUGGUUGGAGAUGAGGUACACUUUCAACAAGAAAGUCUUGUGGAUGAAAUAACACAAUUGAAAGAUGACAAUUCCAAAAAUUUAAGUGCUAUAUUAACAGAGUCUGAAAUAAAUGCAGGAUUACAAAACACUACAAAUGAACAUGUAUGUGUAAUGAAGACAGAAUUUAAUGAAAUUCUCUCUGAAAGUAGUAAAAAUCUCAAUUUACCUUCAGAAAGCAAUGGAAAUGUAUCUAAGGGAAGUGUAAAUGCGAAUGAGUAUGCUAGAGUUAAUGAAAUUAAAGAGGAUAUAUUGAAACAGGCUGAAAGAGUAACACUGACAAAAAAUGAGUGUAGUGGUGCUGAAAUUCAAAGUGGUUUGGAUUAUCAUAGCCUCGGUGCUAAAAUGGAAAGUUUGAAGGAGAAAAAAACAACUUCAGAAGAUAGUAAAGACUCUGUAAAGAAGAAAAACACAAGUAUUCGGAAAAAAGAGAAAAAGGAAAGUUUAGAUAAACAUUCAGCAACCAAACUACAUAUUAAUAAACAAGAAGAAGCUCCUUUAACAACACUGCUGGUUGAGAAGUGUGUACGAGAAUGGUUUACACUUGACUCAAUGUACUUUCUUUUUGGUGAGGAGAGAAUGAAGGAAAUGGUUGCAGACAAGGAUAUAACUCAUUACUUCAAACCUACUGAGAGUGAUUCUUGGGAUCCAGGUAUGCGAGAGCGUUACAUUGCUAUAUGCAAGAAACUCAAUUUAUUGGAACUGGAAGAUAUUAAUUAUGACAAUAAAAUUACCAAGGAGAAUAAGGAGCUGAGACCACUACCAGAGUAUUCCAGUAUUAAGGAAGAGGGACUGAAAAUGCAGUUGAAGGUUAGGGCAUUUUUUGCUGGAAAAACUGCUUAUGAGGACUCUUCAGUUGAAGAUAGUUCACAAGAAAAUGAGUCCAGUGGAAAUUUUAUCCCACUGGUUGAUCUGCAUUCAAAGAAUGCUCUUCGCAGGAGAAUAGUGUUGGACCGCUUCAACAGAAUCUUACCCGACCUGUUAUCAACAUUUGGAAUAUCAUCCCGUGACAUAAGUGAUGACCUACGUAGCCUUGUAUUCAGCUUUUGCCUGUCGGCUCACAACAUAACUUUCAAGCCAACAGAAUGGAACUUGUUGGGUCUAAUUGUGUUAAAAAUGCUAUCACUCAGGGACAAGCGGAUCAAGGCUGUGUUAGAAACUGAACAGUCAAGGAAGUACAUGACUAUGAUGCUGAUGGUUUUCCAAGAAGAUGCUGGAUAUCUGGAGAGACUUGUGGCCUGGUUGAUGGAUAUUGACUAUCUUUUACAACAGCAUAGUGGCAGAACAGGGAGUUGAAAUUGUUGGAAUAUAACUGGUAUUAAUAUUUUGAUUGUGUGAAAUGUCAUUAGAAAUAAAGUGAACUGGAAAAAUGCUUCCUUUACUAUAGCAGCUCAGAAGCAAAAUUUAAUGAAUGUUGUCUGUUUUCACCACCUAGUGUUAUCAAGUUCACCUAUUUCAAUGUGCUCCAUACUGAAGUAGCACUACAAAACAGAUGUAAAAGAUAAUUUUAUACCUUCACUUUCCCCACAAUUUAACUGAAGAAUAGAAGUAUUUGUAAAAAAUAUUUUGCAUAACAAUUUUAUGUAAUACGGGUGUGAAACCAUUCCACAGAUUAUCACUUUAAUUUUUGAACACUACAUAUUUUUACAUGGCAGAUUGGGGUAAGUCUGCAAGCUAAGUUAUAGAGUGCAAAUUCAUUUAAUGAUCAUCCAAAUGAGGAGGAUCUUAAUGGGAGAUCCCUUCAAGUAGCCUGUCAGAGUGACUCCCUUUGGAAAAAGUUGGAAAUAGUUGGAAAUAUUCUUCUACCAGCAAAUGCAUUUGAACACACAGUAUAUAGUGAUGCUGACAUUUUCUUCUCAGGUAUGACCUGACGAGAGAAGAAAUAGUGUUGCAUGGGAAAGUAUCGUACAAAUUAACCUUUGCUUUUGAGCAAAACAACAGUUAUUUAUCGCAGUGCGGAGGGACAGAUUCACACAGCAAUAAGGCACAUAUUAAUUUUACAAACAUCAUUGCAAGAAGGCUUAAAAGAGAGGAAAGAUUAGAAAGGCUGUAACAUGCGCAUGAGAGAGGAUGGUCCUUGAAAGGCAGUUGAAUAUGAAAAAAUAAUAUUCUUGAGAGUGAUAUCAGUUUGUCAAUGAAAUCUGCAACAAGAAAAGGUUGCAGAUGACUUAGAGUAUGGAAAUGACAGAUGGAAAAUAUCAUUUUCAAGAUUAAUAUAUUAUGGAUCAGCUAGAAGGUAAGGUUUUUCAUAACUCUUUAAAUCUGAAGUAUUUUCUUCCACCAAAAAAGGAUCACGUAUUAAAUGCAAAAAGACCCAUCAACAAUAAUUGACAUAUGUAAGCAACACUUAUGCCAAAAUACUACGAAACUUGCUAUAGAAAUAAUUUUAUGAAGAUAUCGAUCUCAAAACUUGAAGCUUGGAAUAUUAUCUUAAAAUGCAUAAAUUGAUCUCGGAACUGAGCUAAGAAUCUAUGAAGCCAAGAAUCUAUGAAAUGAAAUGUACAUGUUGUUGAGAGGGAGAGGGGUUGUUGAGAGAGAGGGGGGGGGGGGGGG
This is a messenger RNA of Schistocerca cancellata (South American locust), 3284 nucleotides long. RefSeq names its product putative RNA polymerase II subunit B1 CTD phosphatase RPAP2. The record is from RefSeq and is a predicted model, not a curated record. Bases 183 to 2027 code for a protein of 614 amino acids. Gene Ontology annotation, cellular component: cytoplasm; nucleus. Gene Ontology annotation, molecular function: RNA polymerase II CTD heptapeptide repeat phosphatase activity; RNA polymerase core enzyme binding. The transcript has 7 exons. Lineage: Eukaryota; Metazoa; Arthropoda; Insecta; Orthoptera; Acrididae.